AUGGGGAAGUCCAAUAAGUUCGACUUCACCAACAAGCCCAGCACCGGCAUCAAGCUGGGCGCCUUCAUCCGCACCCAACUCGAGAAGGAAGCGGACAAGGUUGUGAAGGAUGCAGACAAGCAGACCACCAAGGCGCGCAAGUCGAGCAUUAGCAGUGCUGCCAGUGCAGCCAGUUCGGCGGAGACUCAAGAUGCUGUGACGCACACACUCGAUAUCAAAGUACCUGGAAAGCAGCUCGGUGAUGAGGGAGCACAAGAGGUUGCAAAGGGUCUGUUGAAUGUGUUACGGAGGGGCACAAACGAGGCGGCGGUCUUGCUCGAGGACCUCAACUUGACGGGCAAUGAACUCACGACCAAGUCGCUGGCACGAUUGGCGCCCAUCAUCGAGCUUGCGAAGCACGAUCUGACGACCCUAAACCUUUCCAACAACGCAAUCAAGGUGGGAACCACUCAAGAAGCAGAAGAGUGGGAGGAAUUCCUGUUCGCUUUCCAGGAUUGCCUCAAGCUGAGAAGACUGGACUUGAGUGGCAAUCCCGCUCUGGGAGCGAAGGGGCUUGAGAUCCUCUCUCGAGUGCAUCUGCUGGAAGAACCCAUCGACCCUAUUUCUGCCAGUGGUGACGCAUCAGUCCUGUCCCUGCCAGAAGGAUUUGACACCAGCGACCAGCCCACGCCUAAGACCGCUGAAUUUGGGCUCAUGGACUCCAUGGCAGCUGGCAAGGUUCUCAAGCGUCGUUGUGGCCUGCGAUCAAUCCCUUACAUCUCGCUGACAAACAUCGGACUCACUGAGGCAGGUGCUUUAUGGCUGUCGUAUGUCAUUGCCGACCACCACCUGCCAAGCCAAUUGAUCGACGCCCUGAAUGCAGCCCACGCUACCACCGCCAUCAAUGCCUACCAACAAGACGCGAACUCCAGAGGUGUUGACUGGGAUGAGCGUGAAUCAACACUGUGUAAAGAUGGUCUUCAGAUUCUGAAGAAGGCUGAGGCAUUCCGACAACAGACCAUGUUGGCUGAUCAAGUUACCGUUGCUAGUUCUGAGAUCCUUGGAGAAGUUGGCAUCGAUGCACAGGAUGCUGAAGCCGAAGCUAUGACUAGGAGAUCUCUCGAUCGCCGUCACUCUCGAGCUGCUCGAGGAGACCGUCGCACAAGCAUUCGGUCGAUCCGCAGCACUGACGGCGAGUAUGAGACGACAGAGCUUGAGGGUGCUCGCAAGAGACUUCAGCGAUCUGUCAUCAACAAGCACGGGGCAGAGAGUGUUGAGUUGUGGCACACAGCUCUGAAGGUCUUCAUCUACUCCCGGACUGCUGUGCGAGUUGGACCCCUAUCUCACAGCCCAUUCGAGAUCUACACUGGCGCUCCUCUCUUCGACUUCACCAAGUACAUGAGCCAGAAGCGGAGCCCAAUCGGCCGCCCAGUCACGCCAGGCAAUCGAUCCCACAACGAGAACAUGCGAUCCCUCACACCUGUCAAGCGCCGCGGUCAGGAUGAGAAUAGACGGCCCAUCACACCUCUGGGCUGCGCGAAUGAUGAGAACAAGCGUGCGUCUGGAAGCGGUCGAGGAUUGUCUGUUUCAAGCACCACGCAAAAGCAAGGAAGCUACGCCGCAACUCUCACUGCUAACUCCGGUGCUACGGCAGGCGAGCCAGAGCUGGUCAUUACUGAGGUGACCAACAGCCCCACUACACCAAAGCUGGUAUUCAAGCCUCAUCGCAAGGGCGCCUUUAGUGAAGGCGGAGAUGGGCAGGCCACGACGCACAAGCCGACUUCAAGCCACGGCAGCGACCUCCACGCUGUCACCAAGAAGCUGGAUGCUCUCGUUGUGAGAGACGACAACCCACAGCGGUUCGUGCGUUGGCAGGAGAAGCAUGUGUCUAGUCACGGCGCAAGUGCGUUCCGCGACGUUGACAUGCCUUCUCAGCUUCCAAAUCACUUGAUGGAGCGGAUUGCUGGGUUCACGAUUUCGGAGAGGGAGCGCAGCUUGUUGUCGGAGAAGCAGUUCCACGCUGCAGCGGCUUGGGGUCUCAACUUGGCCAACGUGGACGUUGAGAAGGAGUGGCGGAAGGAGGCAAAGAGCUCCCAGAUCUGGAGGUUGCUGGAGGGUAUUGGCUGCUUGGAGUAUGAGCGGGACUAA
Molecule: messenger RNA, 2127 nt
Organism: Zasmidium cellare ATCC 36951
Lineage: Eukaryota; Fungi; Ascomycota; Dothideomycetes; Mycosphaerellales; Mycosphaerellaceae
Exons: 1
Coding region: 1-2127 (708 amino acids)
Molecular function (GO): protein binding
Source: RefSeq, a predicted model, not a curated record